AUGUUGCACCUGAGUACUGUAGCUGUUACAGUAUUUUUACUUGUGACUGCUACCAGACAAGAUGAUGACAUUGGUUACUUUUGGCAUUUAAGUGAUAUUCACUGUGAUUUAAAAUAUGUAAAUAAAUCAUGUAAUCUUCCAUAUGGUAAUUAUUCUUGUGAUUCUCCACUCAAACUUGCUUUAAAUGCAAUCAAUGCAACUAGAAUGUUAUUUGCUAAAACACCGGAUUUUGUUAUUUGGAGCGGUGAUAAUGGGCCACACGAUGACAGUUUGACAUCCGAUCAACUUUUGGAUGGCAUCCGGUUAAUAAGUAAAGCGUUGAAACAAUCAUUUCCAGUGGAUGAAGUUUACAUUCUACCUGUAUUAGGUAAUCAUGAUGUUGUGCCUGCAAAUACUAUGGAAAUUACACCACAAAGUCGUUCACGUUUUGAAUUGUGUCACAAACUUGGUAAUGAUGUAGAUUUAUGGGGUGAAUGGAUUAAUCAUCGACAAAAGAAACAUUCAUCAUCAUCACGUUCCUCUUCUUCUUCCUUCUUCUCAUCAGAAAAUUCAUUCGACUUUCCAAUGGCUAAUUUCUCACAAACUUGUUUCUUCUCACAUUAUCUUGUAUAUAAUACUACUUCCAACAAUCAUUCUAAUACUGAUAAAAGCAAUCAUAACUCUGAAAUUGCUCAUCAACCUAAUUUACUUCUAAUCAGUUUAAAUGGUCUAAUCUGGUAUCAAGGGAAUAUAUUAGCUGGUACUAAUGAUCCAGAUCCAUUGGGUCAAUUAAAUUGGCUUCGAAAAACAUUUGAAUGGGCAAGAAAACGAAAAGAUAAAGUUUUACUUGUUAGUCAUUUCCCUCCGGGUGCUUCAGAAAAUGCUCCACAAUGGUAUCAAUUUCUUCGUCCAGAAAUCAAUGAUCAAUUUGUGAAUAUAUUAAUUGAUAAUGCAGAUUUAUUAAUGACUGGAUUAUUUGCCCAUGAACAUGUGGAUAGUUUUCGAUUAUUAGUAUCUAAAUCAAAUGUACCAUUAGCAUCUUUAUUUCUUAUGCCUUCCAUUUCUCCAUUAAUGUUACAUGGAUUAGGUGAUUUUAAUCCACGUAUUCGAUUAUAUCGAUUUAAACGUUCCACAAUGACCCUAUUAGGUUAUUCACAAUAUUAUUUUAAUUUACAAAAUCAAUUAUUCAAUUCUGAUCCAUUCAAUUAUUGGCAAUUAGAAUAUGAUACAAUGGAUACGUAUCAUUUAACUGAUUUAUCUGCAAAUUCAUUCAAUCUAUUAUGGUAUAAUUUCUCUAAAGAAGAUAAUCAUUAUUGGUCAAAAUAUUGGAAUUAUGAAUUAGGCGGUCGACCACAUGUAUUCAAACCAAAUUAUCUUACAGAGAAUGGUCUUUGUCCACGAGCCAAAUCCCAAUGUCGAUGUGAUCAUUUAUGUGCUAUACGAUUUUUGAUUAUAUCCGAUUUAACUAAUUGUCUUCAAUUAUGUAAAGAUAUAAAAUACAUUCAAGACAAUGAAGUAGUUGGCAAUGGUGGUGAUAAUAGUCUUCAACAUCCAAUGUUUGCUGAUGCUGAUGCUGCUGUUGCUCCUGAUUAUCCUAAUAAAAAUAGCACCUAUUUAAAUCAUUCAAUUAACAAUCAAACAAGUAUUACAAAUUCUAAUGAACGUAGUAGUCUACCAUAUAUUAUUGGUGUGAUUGUUGCCUUUUUAGUGGUAUUAGUCGGUAUUGUUUUAAUUGUUAAUCGUGAAGUAUGUAAUCGACAUAGAGUUUAUCAUCAGCGUACAUCAUUACUGGCCAGUGUAAUCGGUAUCAAUGGAACUAAUCCUGGAAGUAUCGGUGGGAAUGGUCUAUUUUUAAAUACAAUUAAUGGUGCAUUACCCAGCUCUUCAUUUCUUCAUGGAUCAUGUUCAGUUGCUAAAGAUAACGAUCAUUGUACCGGUGGUUCGUGUAUUGAAUUGCGUACAGCUUUUCAUCCAUCCUAUGAUGAUUUCUAUUCGGAAUAUCUUAAUAAAUCUGUCACAUCUUUAAAUGCAAUCACAUACUCCAACGGUACUACUACUACUACUACUAAUAAUAAUAAUCAUAAAGAAUCAGAUCGAAUGAUGAAUCAAUACAAUGUAGAGAAUUCCUUUGCUCCAUUGGAGCAUAAUGAUACAAUCCUGUCACCAUCUCAUAUGAAUUCCUACUAUGAAAAUCCUAGUGAUAAUAGUAAUAAUAAUAAUAAUAAUAAUAAUAAUAAUAAUAACCAAAGCAUAAAAGAAAAGUAUAUUAGUAAACGAUAUUCCCUACCGAAUUAUGCUUAUUUUAAAAAAUAUCUAUCUAGUCAUAUUAAUCCAACUGGUCGAAUGGUGUAUGUAGUGAAUCAACUGUUUGAUCGUUGUGGACAUACUAGUAGUCGGGUAAGUCAUAUACACAAUAAUGAUACUGUUAAUAAUAGUAAUAAUAUGAAUGCAAACACUACUAAUACUAACAUUGGUAAUUGUAAUGAUACUGAACAAUAUGUGUUGAAUAAAAUCUUAUCAACUGAUGAGAAAAGUUAUACAACAUCUGAAAGAUCAUCCAAUAGUCAACAUACACAGUCACAAAACAUUUAUCAUCAUCAUCAUCAUCAUUAUCAGAAAGAGGAUCUUCAUUAUCGUCAAAACAACAGUUGCCUUCCUGAAGAUUAUUAUGCUGAUGAUGAAGCGUUCGGUGAUGAAGACUAUAAUGAUCUUCAUCAUAAUACUCAUGUUUAUUAUCAUUCACAGAAAGAUCAGAACAACAAAGCAAAUAAUAUCUGUACUGAUACAGUUGCUGAUAGGGAUAAUCAUCAAGAUCAAAGAGAGUUAUCAAUAUUAUCACAAACUGGUUAUCAUCAAUUAACUAGUAAUAAAAGGCCUAAAUUGAAUCAAAUAAAAAAACAAUUCAGUUCUCAUCGAAGUCACCAUUAUCAUCAUCAUCCUCCUCCUCCUCCUCAUCAUCAUCAUCAUGAACAACAUCAACAUGAUAAUGAUGUUCAUCGUAAAAGUAGUACCAAUGAUGAAGAUCAUGAUUCAAUGAAUGAUCAUCUUUUUCAUUAUGAUCAAGAAUCAAAACUUCUUAAUAAUAAUAAUAAUGUUCAUAUUGGUAGAAGAAAAUAUUUCAAAGAUCAUAAAUUCACAUUUUGUCGUACAAAAUCAACUAAUCCAAAUGAUUCAUUCAAUAAACAUCAUGUUAUAAAUCAUUCAUCAUUUUCAUCAUCCUAUUCUUCACCUUUAAAAUCAUCUCAUUCUAUAGUACAUAGUCAAUCAUUAAUUCUAAAUGAAAUGAAUCCUAAUACUACUAAAGACAAUACUACUUUAUGUAGUAGUAGUAGUAUUAGUAGUAGUGGUAGAAAACAUAAAUCUAAACAUAAUCUACAUAAUAUAUCAACAUCUUCAUUGACAUGUUUACCAAAUGAAUUAGAUAUUCAUUUAAACAAUAAAAUGAAAAUGAUUCAACAACAAAAUUUUGAUCAUCAUCUAUAUCAACAGUCACAUUCAAGUUAUACAUCACCGUCUAAAUAUCGACCACAAUUUUCAUUAUCAUCAAUACCAUUAUCGCGAACACCAAAACAUAAUCACGAUCACGAUCAUGAUCAUGAUCAUCACUUGUAUCCGGAUCAACAUACUCUUAUUUCAUUUUCAUUACCAAAUCAAACGGAUCAAAAAUUAUCAUUGAAUUUAGAUCAUUUAAAUAGAAAUAAUGAUAGAUUACAACAUGAUGAUAUGAAUGAUAGAAAUCAUUUAAGUAGUAGUAGUAAUAAUAAUAAUAAUAAUAGUAACAUUAUCUCUUUAAAGAAUUUCCCCUCAACUACAAAAAAUGUAUCCAUUGUAAAUAUACCUAAAUGUGAUUAUGUUCGAUUGUCUAGUUAA
Messenger RNA from Schistosoma guineensis, 3849 nucleotides. The record is from the annotation of a GenBank genome assembly. NCBI's taxonomy places the organism in Eukaryota, Metazoa, Platyhelminthes, Trematoda, Strigeidida, Schistosomatidae.